UGAAAUUUGGGUAGAGCAGACCACAAAGCAAGGGGCUGGCUCAGUCUUCCUCCCUGGCUACCCUAGCUCCCCCCUUUUUAGUAGGACCCACAGCACCGGUGCAGAGGAGAACUGGAUGAAAGAGACCCUGAAGUUGGCCCAAGGAGAAUGACCCCCGACUGGCACAGCUCCUUGAUCCUCACAGCCUACAUCCUCAUCUUCCUCACUGGGCUCCCUGCCAACUUGUUGGCCCUGCGGGCCUUCGUGAGCCGGGUCCGCCAGCCCCAGCCUGCCCCCGUGCACAUCCUCCUGCUUAAUCUGACCCUGGCCGACUUGCUGCUGUUGCUGCUGCUGCCCUUCCGGAUCAUAGAAGCGGCGUCUAACUUUCGCUGGUACCUGCCAAAGAUCGUGUGCGCGCUCACGGGCUUCGGCUUCUACAGCAGCAUCUAUUGCAGCACGUGGCUGCUGGCGGGCAUCAGCAUGGAGCGGUACCUGGGAGUGGCCUUCCCCGUGCAGUACAAGUUAUCCCGCCGGCCCCUGUAUGGAGUGAUUGCUGCCCUGGUGGCCUGGAUCAUGUCCUUCGGCCACUGCACCAUCGUCAUUAUCGUUCAGUACCUGAACUCAACGCAGCCGGUGGGCACUGGGAACCAAAUAACUUGCUACGAGAACUUCACCCAAGAACAGCUGGAUGUAGUGCUCCCUGUGCGAUUGGAGCUAUGCCUGGUCCUCUUCUUCGUUCCCAUGGCCGUCACCAUCUUCUGCUACUGGCGCUUCGUGUGGAUCAUGCUCACGCAGCCCCACGUAGGGGUUCAGAGGAGACGCCGGGCAGUAGGCCUAGCUGUGGUGACGCUUCUUAAUUUUCUGGUGUGCUUCGGACCUUACAAUGUGUCCCACUUGGUGGGGUUCUACUUGCGGCAGAGCCCUCCGUGGCGGGUGGAGGCUGUGGUGUUCAGCUCCCUCAAUGCCAGCCUGGACCCGCUGCUCUUUUAUUUCUCUUCCUCUGUGGUGCGCAGGGCUUUUGGGAAAAGUUUGCUGCUGUUGCGCAACCCCGGCUCCUCGGUGCUGGGCAGAGGAGCCAAAGAGACAGUGGAGGGGGCCAGGAUGGACAGGGGUGGGGGUCAAGCAGAUGGGGUGCCCAGCUCUGAUUUCGUCACUGAGUAGAGAGUUGGCCCUGAUCUUCCCUAGCCUCUGGGUCACGCAGAAAUUGGACUGAUUAGCAGAUCACUUGGAACUCAGUGAAAGAUAAAAAAUAGAAAAUAAAGACAUCCCCGACCCUGCCUGGCCACCCUCUCAGCUUGCAUAAUUGCGUGACUGAAUUUUCCUGCUCCAGGAUACAAGAAGAAACGGCUACAGCCCGAAAACACAGUGGGGCCAGGGUCUCAGAAGCCAGGUGGCUAAGAGGAGUUUAAAGGGAAUUUUCCUUCAAGCUUGGAAACGCCGCCCAGAGACAGUGGUCUGGCUCACAAUGCUACAAAGAAGCCUGUGAAAAAAGACUGGGGGAACACUGUGGGAAGAACAGAAGGCCCAGAAAGGCUCUGAGCCUCCCGCCACAGGAGGGACUGACUAGCAGGGCAGACCGGGCUCCGAUUUCUGGUGAGCUUGGUCUCUCUCUAGCCGUUUGAGCUAUCCCUUUGUAAGUGUGCUCUGUUGAUUGUCACAUUUCAGCCUUGUCUCCACCAUUAAGCUGGGUUCUGGGUUGCACAUCUGUCCUCAGUGUCACCCCACCCAGGCUAGGAUGUGUCUUGGUACCCAUCUGUCUGACAUUGCACUGACCGGCAUGAGAGGACCAAAACAAACAAACAAACAAACAAACAAAAUGAAACAAAAACCAGUCUGGCUUGGCAGGUUGAAAAUAAAGAUUA
This is a messenger RNA of Phodopus roborovskii (desert hamster), 1841 nucleotides long. RefSeq names its product free fatty acid receptor 2 (gene Ffar2). The transcript is spliced from 2 exons. Bases 148 to 1140 code for a protein of 330 amino acids. Lineage: Eukaryota; Metazoa; Chordata; Mammalia; Rodentia; Cricetidae. The record is from RefSeq and is a predicted model, not a curated record. Gene Ontology annotation, molecular function: G protein-coupled receptor activity. Gene Ontology annotation, biological process: cellular response to fatty acid; G protein-coupled receptor signaling pathway. Gene Ontology annotation, cellular component: plasma membrane.